AUGAGCCUGAGCCCGAGUGGCGGCGGUGGCAGCGGUGGCAACGCGCCAAGCUACGCCGGUCACGCGGCCCACCCGAGCCUUGCCAGCUACGCCAAUCACGCCGGUCACGCCGGUCACGCCACUCACGCCAGUCACGCCUCUAAUGUCGCCAAUGUCGCUAAUGCCGCUAAUUCCGGUCACGCCAUCCACCCUAACCAUGGCAACCCCCUCCACGUGGACGUGAAAGGCGGCCUAGACAGCACCAACACCCACGUGUACAGGGAGACGCUCUCCGGAAGGGUCCACCUCAAUGGGGAGGCGGACAGCUACGCGAAAUUGGAUCUUCCCAGGGGAGGAGACCCUAUCCGAGCUGACCCAAGCCGCGCCGAUCUGAACCGCGCCGAUCUGAACCGUGCCGAUCUCAGCCGCGCCCAUAUGAACCGUACCGAUAUGAAGCGCCCCCCCUUGGAGCCGCCCAGCAAAAAAAAGGAAGAACCAUUCAAAAGCAUAACCCACUUCGCCAAGUACCUCUUCUUCAUCGCGAAAAAAAUUGCCUACGAAGAUGUCCACAGGUUCGGAGAAACCACCACUCAUCAGAAUACAAAUGAGGAGUUAAAGAAGGCUCUUGUGAAACAUCUUAUUUACAAACUGAACAAAAUUCUGUCUUCACUCCUAAACUUCAACGUCCUCCAGUACAAUGAGAAUGUUAACAUCAAACAGGAGGUAGAGUAUCUCUGUCUAAAACAUAGUAAUAUCACUCUGAAUAGAAUAAGGUUGAUGUUAAGCAAAUUAGAAAAUAGUGGAACAAACUACAGAUACGUUUUGUAUAUCUUGUUGAAGCUACAUAGUUUUGAUGAUCAGAAUGGUGUUCAGGGGUUCUCUCCAUCUGUUGGUUCGUCUCCAUCGGCUGCUUCCUCUUCUUUUGUUGCUUUCCCUCCAAGUGCAGAAACCUCCGCAGUAGCAAAUGCCGCGCGCAAUGUGAACCCCUCUCAGGGGGCUGUAGGACCUGGGACACACGGAAAUGCCUCUUCUGCGGAGGGAGACAGUCAUAGGUAUGCCCACAACAGGGGGGCUACAAACGGGGACGUAAAUCAGAGAAAGGAGGACCGCUACAAGGAGGACCCUUACAAGGAGGACCCUCACAAGGGACACCCCUACACGGAAGAACAACGAUCCAAAUUGGUGGACACCGGCUGGGGGAGGCCCCACCUCCAACCCACGCAGGAUGGGAAGAGGUACUUCCAGCCCCCCCCAGAGGGACGACCAUACAAUCAGCGUACGCAGGAUGGACGGGAGGUUAGACUGUCCAUCCAGGGCCCCUCCCCCCGUAGUGAUCCUCGUCUGGACCCCCGUAGUGACCCCCUCUGCGAUAAAAACUUCAUCAACAAGAGCCUCUACGCAACGAUCAUUCUGAACAACAAAUUCAACAAUCUCGACGUGGAGGAGAGCUUACUCAUGAAAGAUCUCAUAUAUCCCCUACAAGGGAUGAGUGGUCAGUAUAUAAAAUAUGACAAGACGGAUCGCUGCUUCUAUGUGUGGAACCGGAAAGUCAGCAUCGGCAUGCAUCACCUGAUAAACAACAUCAGUAGUCUCGGUUUGCACUUUCGAAGAAUAAAGAAAAUCGUUGGAGUCUCCGCUUCAGAGGGAGGUGCAACAGGGGAGGAUCCUCACAGUGAUGAAGACGAUUGGGGGGAUUUAUCCGAUGCGGAGAGCAGCAACCACCACCACCCCGGGGAACGCCGUCACUCUAGCCAAUCCCGUAGGAGAGGCAGUCUAGUCAUCGACGCACUGCAUCAGAUAGUCCGUGAGUAUAUUAAUGAAUACUACAAACUACUCUCCUAUCUAGAAAGUGACAUAAACGAACACAUACACAAAAACACAGUAUACAUCGGAGUUAAGAAACUCCAUCUGCGUCUGCAAGAAUCGUACAAGAUAAUGCGUGUCCUGAUGAACGUCGUGGAUGAGUCUCGCAGAAGCACUGGCUGCAACUUCCUGUCCUUCGUGUAUUCAAAAUCUCAAACGUACGAUUAUGAGGAACAGAAAAUAUACCGAACGAUACUGCAGAGGUGUCUAAAGCCAGUAAAUGCUAUCCUAAAGCAGUGGGUAGACAACGGGACGCUCAAGGAUAAGUAUAAUGAGACAUUCAUCUCGACGAAUAGGAAUGUCCCAUCGGAGAAGAUGUGGUGUUACAAGUUUUACCUCAACAGCAAUAACAUUCCUCUCUUUCUGAGUGUCAGCACAGCGAAGCGGAUUCUCCUGACUGGGAAGAGUGUGCACCUCCUGAAUAGCUUUGGCGGGGAGGGCAGCCACUUCGAACAGGCCGCCGCCGAGCCAAAGCCCUGCCCGCAGUCGGGAAGGAGCAAGUCGGAUAGCCAGUCGCUACCCACGCCGCUGCAUAAAUCCCCUCGGCCAGGCGAGGUGGACGUCUUCUCCGUCACCGACGUGAACCUCUACGUGGAAAACAUCGACCGCUACGUGAAGAGACUGUGCGUGCGAAAGAACAAGCGGCUGAUCUCGAUGCUGGUAAAUAAGUACGGGCUGUACGAGCACUUCCGUGCAUUCCGGCACUUCCUCCUGCUGGUGGACGGAGAUCUCUUCGAGACCAUUUUCGAUAAUAUGAAGACGGAUCUAUAUAUGGAUGCGGAGGAGCUCAAGCGACAUUACCUAAAUAGCAAGCUAGACCUCUGUAUUAAGUCUUCCUCUAUAUUUACCUCCAACCAGAGUAUCAUAAACAAGUUGAUCCUGGACCGAUUCCAGGUCAAGCGAGGAGACAUCGGCUGGGACGUCCUCGUCUUUGACUUCAUCGUAGACAAACCCCUCGACAUCAUCUUCACGCAGAGAGUAAAGACCAUAUACAAGACGAUUAACGUUCUAUUGAUAAAACUGAAGAAGAUACAUUACGAGCUGGCAAACAUCUGGUACUUAUUCACGCAUUUAUUUAAGAUAAUGAAUGUCGUCUGCUACAACCACGUCUUCAUUUACUGCAAUAUCAUGCGGAAUGAGAUGUUUCACUUCAUCCAGAAUCUACUCUCCUACUUCUACUACGACGUCAUCGAUAUGAACUGGAGAGAGUUCAAAAAGGUCAUCUUCAAUUGCAAUGAUUUGGAUCGACUGAUACAUGAGCACUACCAGUACAUAAGUCAGAUUCAGUUUGACUUGUUCCUUGGAAAUUCCGUCGAUGGGGGAGGAGCAGCAGAGGCAACCGGAGCAGCCGCAGCAGGAGGAGGAGGGGUAGGUCCUGCUGCCGCUCCAUUGUCUGUGUCUUCUCCUUCCCCUUCUUCUUCCUCUUCAUCCGUCCCUUCAGAGGUAGACUCCACGUCGGAUGGCUACUUGGACAACUCGUUUGGAUCCCCACCUCCUGGAGGUGCCGUUGAUUUUGUCUAUGCCCCUUCUUCCCAUUUGGGGGAACCAUCUUCCAAGUUGGUUUCAUUCCCUCGAGGAGGUCUCCACCCAUCCAGCAAAAAUGUCGAAGCGACGUAUCACACCUCAGAUGCAGUUCCACAGACAGGUUCUACGAAUAAUACAACCCAUAACGUAGACAGAGAAACGCACCUCUGUAUGUACCGAAUCCUGGACAUCAUAACCCGCUUUAUCAAUCUGACCAGCGCGUUGAUCUCCUCCGUCUGUGAAGGAUACUCGGAGAUAAAACAACUCACAGAGGCCAAGAAGGACCAGAGAAACACUAUAGACAGCGACAUCGACUAUGUGAACAAUUUUAUUAACACCAAGAUAAUUGGAGAGAAAACCAUUCGCGAUCUUAAGAUCCUUCUAAAGUACUAUCGAAAUUAUAUCUAUAAGUUUAUCUGCCUCCUCCUGAGUGACAGCAAGUCGGUCUCCUCGCACUCCCGCAUCUCCAAACGGGACAAACUCAAUUCCCACCGCCUCCUCGCCGCUCGCCUCGACUUUAACCUCUACUACGUCAACAUCUCCAAACUCAGGGACGGCUCCACCCCCAAGCUCAACAUCUCCAGUCAGAUUAAGAUGAUCAAACGGGGCCAUCCGGCUACUAAGCAGUUAAGCGGGUAA
Messenger RNA from Plasmodium inui San Antonio 1, 4005 nucleotides. RefSeq lists its product as hypothetical. Gene Ontology annotation, molecular function: microtubule minus-end binding; gamma-tubulin binding. Gene Ontology annotation, biological process: spindle assembly; mitotic cell cycle; cytoplasmic microtubule organization. Gene Ontology annotation, cellular component: equatorial microtubule organizing center; spindle pole; centrosome. NCBI's taxonomy places the organism in Eukaryota, Apicomplexa, Aconoidasida, Haemosporida, Plasmodiidae. The transcript has a single exon. Bases 1 to 4005 code for a protein of 1334 amino acids. The record is from RefSeq and is a predicted model, not a curated record.